AUGACCACUAUUGCGUCAGAAUACUCUUCGGAGGCGUCAAAUACACCCAUUGAACAUCAAUUCAACCCUUACGGUGAUAAUGGUGGUACAAUCUUAGGUAUUGCGGGUGAAGAUUUCGCAGUGUUGGCGGGCGAUACAAGAAAUAUCACCGAUUACUCAAUUAAUUCUCGUUACGAACCGAAAGUCUUUGAUUGUGGUGACAAUAUAGUCAUGUCAGCGAACGGAUUUGCUGCGGAUGGUGACGCCCUAGUGAAAAGAUUUAAAAAUAGUGUAAAAUGGUAUCAUUUCGAUCACAACGAUAAAAAAUUAUCGAUAAAUUCUGCAGCCAGGAACAUUCAACAUCUUCUGUACGGGAAGAGGUUCUUCCCCUACUACGUUCAUACCAUCAUUGCGGGUCUUGACGAAAAUGGUAAGGGCGCCGUCUAUUCGUUCGACCCAGUUGGUUCCUAUGAAAGAGAACAGUGUAGAGCAGGUGGUGCUGCGGCAUCAUUAAUCAUGCCUUUCUUGGACAAUCAAGUUAAUUUCAAGAACCAAUAUGAGCCAGGUACAAACGGUAAAGUCAAAAAGCCUUUGAAAUACUUGUCUGUGGAAGAAGUCAUCAAACUGGUGAGAGAUUCGUUCACUUCAGCUACAGAAAGACAUAUACAAGUGGGUGAUGGACUGGAAAUCCUUAUUGUCACCAAGGAUGGUGUAAGGAAAGAAUUUUAUGAGCUAAAAAGAGAUUAA
Saccharomyces paradoxus is the source of this 726-nucleotide messenger RNA. RefSeq names its product proteasome core particle subunit beta 6 (gene PRE7). Lineage: Eukaryota; Fungi; Ascomycota; Saccharomycetes; Saccharomycetales; Saccharomycetaceae. Gene Ontology annotation, cellular component: proteasome core complex. The transcript has a single exon. The record is from RefSeq and is a predicted model, not a curated record. The coding region runs from base 1 to 726 and encodes 241 amino acids.